This is a messenger RNA of Populus euphratica (Euphrates poplar), 1964 nucleotides long. It is a transcript of the gene DEAR2, whose product is annotated as DREB and EAR motif protein 2. The record is from RefSeq and is a predicted model, not a curated record. The transcript has a single exon. Gene Ontology annotation, biological process: regulation of DNA-templated transcription. Gene Ontology annotation, molecular function: DNA-binding transcription factor activity; DNA binding. NCBI's taxonomy places the organism in Eukaryota, Viridiplantae, Streptophyta, Magnoliopsida, Malpighiales, Salicaceae. Bases 419 to 982 code for a protein of 187 amino acids.
CCACUUGACAACAUAUAAGGCAAAGCAGCUCCCACCCCUUCUCUUCUAAACAUAUUCACAAACAUCGUGUCGGUGAAUAUGGAUUUUCAUUCUAACUAUCACCCCUCUUUGUAAAAAAAAAAAAAAAAGAGAAAGAAAAAGAAAAUUUUCCAUCCAUAAGGAAUUAGUAUCGACGUGUUAGCUCACCCAAAUGACACCCCUCAUUCUCCAAGACUCAUUCUCCAAGACUCAUCACAGCAUCUCCUCUCUGCUCUCUUCCCAAUCCUAAAAACUAGUUGCUUUGCUUUCUUAAUUUUUUCCAUGAAAACUUGUCAAGAAUCCGAACCCUGAAUACCCUGUUGAAAGAGCAAAAGGAAUACAUAUUUUAAAACAAAUAUUGGGGUGAAGGGUUUUUUUUCUUGAGGGUGUUGAGAGAUCGAUGGAAAGCGGGGUAGACAAGGAGAUGGCGACAAGAAAGAGAGGAGGGAUGGGAAGUGAGAGGCAAUACAAGGGAAUAAGGAUGAGGAAGUGGGGGAAAUGGGUGGCUGAGAUAAGAGAGCCUAACAAAAGGUCAAGGAUUUGGCUUGGUUCGUACUCAACACCUGUAGCGGCGGCUCGCGCUUAUGACACCGCCGUUUUUUAUUUGAGAGGACCGUCGGCGAGGUUGAAUUUUCCUGAAUUUUUGGCUGGAGAGAAUUUUAGCUGCGGUGGAUCAUAUGGGGACAUGUCAGCUGCUUCUAUAAGGAAAAGAGCAACCGAGGUUGGAGCUCGUGUCGACGCUUUUGAGACAGCGUUAAACCACCACCACCACCGCCAUCACGAUGACCGUCAAAGAAAUAGUAGUAAUAGUACCAGUAGCAAUGAUAAUAAUGAAACGGUCGUUGAUAGUAGAGAGUUAAAAUCACGGCCGGUUGACUUGAAUAAGGUGCCUGACCCAGAGGAUUCCGAUGGAGAUGAGUGGGAGAGGAGUUUAGCCACCGGUGGUAAUCCGAUGGGUUGCUAACAUGGCCAAAAGGAGGUAUGUUAUAUGGCUGAUCAAAAUCAUGAAGCCUUAUAUGUGGAUUUAUCACUUUUAAUUCUAGUAUUUUACUUACUAGUCAAGUACUUGAUGUUUUCCCCUGGUUAAUUUUUUAGCUAGUUUUUAUUUUUAGUUGAUUAAACUUUUUUCCUUAUUUGAUUAUGGUAAUUUAGCAAAUUUUGGUAAGUGUAUAUUACUUGGUUUAUGACUCAAGGAUGUUUAUAUAUAUUAUUCUGUGUUUCCAUAGAAUAACAUAGGAUUCGAACUCGAUGCCUCUUUUGUUUUCUGUGAAGGUUGGACCCUGUAUUAAAGGACAAUCAGUUAUCCUUUCCUUGUUUUGUAUUCAUGGGAAAUGGAUGCAACAGAGAGAGAGAGAGAGAGAAAGAGAGAGAGAGAGAGAGGUCUGAGGAUUUCCCGACUAGGCAAGAUUUUCGUUUUCCUUUUCUUUGUUUGAGAGAGCGAGAGAGAGAGAGAGAAUAGAUGAAGCGCAGAGCUGGGGAACAGGAGGUGGCCUACAUAGCCAGCAGUUGGUGCAAAUAGCCAUGCUAACCACUAAAGUUAUAACUACUAAAGUUAAAAAAUUUUGAGUUAGGUAUUUUCUGGUUCUGCGCUGUUGCAUAAUUUGAGUUGUGGGCACCCCGGGGGUAAAGAGAGACAGAUGAGAGUGAUUGCUAUCGUACUAGUGCAAGCUGACUAUGGUCAUGGGGCCAACCUCGUGGGUUUUACUCUCUCAGAUUAUGUCAAAUCACCGCUCCCGACUUAGCAAGAAAAUUUGGCAUUCGCCAUUAAUCCCCCAAACCACUCAGAUCUUUUCGAGAAUCGUGUAAACAACUUGCCUGCCACUGCUAGACGGUAGAGGACAAGCAACUAGCUCUCCAUUAGCGGAUGGGUGUCUUGAUUCCUGCAUUGAUAAUCACUUAUCCUCUCCCAGAUAAUUUGCAAGUUGUGGGACACAUAAUUUCAGGUA